This is a messenger RNA of Emiliania huxleyi CCMP1516, 297 nucleotides long. RefSeq lists its product as hypothetical. The annotation marks the transcript as partial. The transcript has a single exon. Lineage: Eukaryota; Haptophyta; Isochrysidales; Noelaerhabdaceae. The record is from RefSeq and is a predicted model, not a curated record.
AUGCUCGGCUUCGCCGCGGACGUGAGCGAGCCCUCCUUGCUUGCCCGCAACCACUUCCCCUCCAAGCUCGGCGGCGCUCCUGCGUGGCUCGACCCCGUCAACCUUCCGACCGAGAGGCAGCUCCGGUGUGGCGCAAGCGGCGAGCCGCUGCGCUUCGUGGCGCAGGUGUACGCCGCCGCGUCGGACGAGCCGCACGCCUUCCACCGCUCCAUCCUCCUCUUCCUCUCGCCGCACGGCCCGUCGCUCUCGCGGCCCGGCGCCGUCCGUGCCUUUCGCUGCCAGCUGCCGCGAGACAAC